ACAGCAGCGACGCCGCUCCCGGCUCCUUGCUUCGUCUCUUCGUUUUCCACCCGUUUGCUCUUCUUCUGCCUUCUUCCUUCUUUCUGCGUGCUUAUCUCUCCUGAGAAGGCCUUCUUUUUGUUUAUUUGCCUCGUUCAUCUACUUCCUCCCUCAACGAUGCGCCUCCAGCUGCUUCUCGUAGCGCUCUUCGCCUUCCUCGCGCUCGUUCUCGCUAUCCCCGUCGACGAACCCGCCGCGAAGUCCACCGCGGCAAAGGAUCCCACCGUCGACCUCGACUCCACCACCUUCAAAUCCUCCAUCGCAAAGGGCACCUGGUGGGUCAAGCACUUCUCGCCCUACUGCCCGCAUUGCAAAGCCCUCGCGCCCAUCUGGUCACAAGCCGCCGAGGAGCUCGCGGCAGACGCGAACACCGCAGACUUUCAUUUCGCAAACGUCGACUGCGUCGCCCAGGGCGAUCUCUGCGACCAGAACGACGUCACAGCCUACCCAACUCUUAUCCUUUAUCGCGACGGCGUUCUCGUCGAGCGGUAUCCUGUUCGUGGCUCAAAGACCCUCGAAGGCCUCAAGAGCUACGCGCUCUCACAGUUCAAGGCCGGCGGCAGCGCUGGCGGUGCCGAGAGCGAAGACACAAUCGAGGACGCCGCAGUAGGCGUCGUCAAGGGAGCCUCUGUUGUUAAAGAGACCACAGAGUCCAAGGGCACCAAGGAUGCGGAUGCCAAGCUCGAUGCUGCUGCCGUUCCCGCGACUCCUGCUACAGGCGACGUUGCUGACGACGGCGAAGACGAUGGUGACGAAAAGACUGCUACCGAGACGCCUGCUGUUCCUGUUGAGAAGACUGAUGAAGAAAAGGCCAGCGAACUUGCUGCUGAGGCCGCCGCCGUCGUCGUGCCUCCCGCCGGCAGCACUCCCAACCCCAAGGGCGUCUCCGUUCCUCUCACCCUCACCUCUUUCAACAAACUCGUCUCUUCCACGCGUGAUGGCUAUUUCAUCAAGUUUUACGUCCCAUGGUGUGGUCACUGUCAGGCUAUGGAGCCUGCUUGGAACGAGCUUGCCCGUCAGAUGCAGGGUAAGCUGAACAUUGCCGAAGUCAACUGCGAGGACGAGAAGCGCCUUUGCAAGGACGCCAGACUUCGUGGAUAUCCUUCCCUGAUGUUCUUCAUCGGACAGGACCGUGUCGAAUAUGACGGUCUCCGUGGCGUAGGUGACCUCGUUGCUUUCGCAAACAAGGCCAUGGGUGCUCACGUGCGCUCUGUCGACGCUACUGAGUUUGAAGAAAUCGAAAAGAAGGAGGAGGUUGUUUUCCUCUACUUUUACGAUGAGAACACGGCUAAGGAGGAUUUUGACGCUCUAAACCGUGUCGCCCUGCCUCUUAUCGGUCACGCCCCCAUCUACACCACCUCCUCAUCGAUUCUCGCCUCUCGAUUCCGCGUGACUACAUUCCCUCGUCUUGUUGCUAUCUCUGAUGGUAGACCAUCUUACUACACAGCGCUGUCGCCCAAGGAUAUGCGUGACCACCUCAAGGUUCUUGCCUGGAUGAAGACGGUUUGGCUGCCGCUCCUGCCAGAACUGUCGGCGAGCAACUCACACGAGAUCAUGCAUGGCAGACUUGUUGUGCUCGGAAUUCUGGAUAAGUCCAACGAGGCCGAUUUCGAGCGAUCGAAGAAGGAACUCAAAGCUGCUGCGACCGAGUGGAUUGACUACCGUGUGGGCGCCGAGAAGGCCGAGCGCCAGAACCAGAGAGAGUUGAAGGAGAUGAAGAUCGAGGAGGCGAACGACAAGGGCGACAAAAAGGCUCUGAAGGAAGCGCAGAACAUGCAUAUCGUUCUCAGCCCGCGCAAGGAGGUCGGUUUCGCCUGGGUCGAUGGAAUGUUUUGGGAGCGGUGGCUCAAGAAGACGUAUGGGAUUGACGUGCGCGAGACCGGCCAGCGCGUGAUCAUCAACGACGAGGACAACAAGAUCUACUACGACCAGACCGCAGACGGCUCUGUAAUCACACCAAGCUCAAAGACUGUUGUGCUCGACACCCUCAAGACCGUGAUUGAGAACAAGAACAAGAUCAAGCCAAAGUCGACGACGGGCAAGUUUGUGAACUUUGUGAACGCUUCUAAGAGCGUCAUCCACGGAUACCCGUUCGCGCUCCUGAGUUUUGUCGUCGGCAUCAUGCUGACGAUCGCGUGGUGGUUCAAAAGCAAAAUCCGCCGGUCGUCGAGAGGGCUCUCGACCGCCGGAUACGGAAUUCCCACUUCUGUGGGCGGGAAGUUCGAUUAGGGCGGCUGGACUGGAUCUUAAAUUGCUUCACAUCUUUGUAUUUUUUUUUAUUCUUUCCCAUUUUAAUCGUCCUCUUUCUUGUGUUUAUAUUUUUCAAAAAUACAUGGUAGGCUUGACUUACUUUCUCUCCUGACGCUCUUUUGCAUUAAGCUCUUGACUACAAGUAACUGCAUUCUCAUGAACAAGAUAAAUCUAUCAUAAUAUCAACAGCCACCGUAGUCUGCGC
Messenger RNA from Myxozyma melibiosi, 2494 nucleotides. RefSeq names its product thioredoxin-like protein. Lineage: Eukaryota; Fungi; Ascomycota; Lipomycetes; Lipomycetales; Lipomycetaceae. Bases 157 to 2268 code for a protein of 703 amino acids. Gene Ontology annotation, molecular function: protein disulfide isomerase activity. The transcript has 2 exons. Gene Ontology annotation, cellular component: endoplasmic reticulum. The record is from RefSeq and is a predicted model, not a curated record. Gene Ontology annotation, biological process: peptidyl-cysteine oxidation.